Symbiodinium pilosum is the source of this 800-nucleotide messenger RNA. Lineage: Eukaryota; Dinophyceae; Suessiales; Symbiodiniaceae. The record is from the annotation of a GenBank genome assembly.
GCUUUUGCGAGUGCUUCCCGCCCUACCGGGGGAGGUUCUGCGAAAAUGUGGAGCCUGGCAAGAAGGACGGCUCGCGGAAAUACCGAGCUGUGCUGCACUACCUGGUAGGAGACCGGGAGAAGCUGCUAAGCGACUUCGAGCGUACGCUUCCGCUACUCUGGGACAGGUUCAACAAGCAGGAAGACUACCCAGUGGUGGUGUUUCACGAUGGCCUUUCCAAAGUGAGUCGGAAGCGAAUCUUGGAGGCAUCCUCAAACCGAAUAUGGUUUGCCUAUGUGGAUGAUUACAAGACAGUUCCGGCUGUUUUCAAGGGCCGCGUGGAGCUAGAUCUCGGUGGCUACGGCCUGGGAUACCGUGGCAUGUGUCGAUUCAGGUCGGGGCCCAUCUUUAUGCAGCCUGUCAUGAAAGGUUUCGACUAUGCCUGGACAUUAGACACCGACGGCUACUUUCCAGCAGACAUCCUCUCCGAUCCCUUGGAGAGGAUGUGGCGCGAAGACCGCGUCUACGGCUAUUCGCAUGUGUCUCGGGACCAGGCGUCUGCCGUCCAGCACUUCUGGGAGUUCUGCCGUUUGUAUUUCGAGUCGAAGGGGAUUGACCCCAAAGGCACCAAGAUGAUGCGGAGGCUGACAGAUGCCCUGGUGCUACGCGACACAUACUGGCACGAGUGGAAUCGCGUGCUAUUCAUGAAUGACAUCGAGAUCACCAAGCUAUCCUGGUUCCAAAGCCGGCAGUACCAGGACUUUUUCGAGUUCUUAGACUCCGUGGGAGGGUUUUGGCUCUACCGCUGGGGUGAUCAUGCG